AGGAGCCAAGAAGCGGUGCUGAGGUCCCUACGCCCCUCUGCCACCAUGGUGGGUCUGAAGCCCCCCGAGGUGCCCCCAACCACCGCCGUGAAGUUCGUCAGCGCGGGGAUGGCCGGAUGCAUCGCUGACCUCUGCACCUUCCCCCUGGACACCGCCAAAGUGCGCCUGCAGAUCCAGGGCGAGGUGAGGAUCCCCCAGGCCACCAGCUCUGUGGAGUACCGGGGUGUCUUGGGGACGCUGAGCACCAUGGUGAGGACAGAGGGACCCCGCAGCCUGUACAGAGGGUUGGCAGCCGGGCUGCAGCGCCAGAUGAGCUUCGCCUCGAUUCGCAUUGGGCUCUACGACUCCGUGAAGCAGCUCUACACCCCCAAGGGUGCCGAGAACACAGGCCUGGCUGCGCGGCUCCUGGCAGGCUGCACCACAGGGGCCGUGGCUGUGGCCUGUGCCCAGCCCACCGAUGUGGUCAAGGUCCGGUUCCAAGCCAACGGGGCACAGCUGGACGGGGCCCGCCGGUACAGUGGCACUGUGGAUGCCUAUCGCACCAUCGCCAGGGAGGAAGGGGUCCGUGGGCUCUGGAGAGGAACGCUGCCCAACAUUGCCCGCAAUGCCAUCAUCAACUGCGGGGAGCUCGUCACCUACGACCUCCUGAAGGAUGUGCUGCUGCGGACGGGGCUCAUGGCAGACAACGUUCCAUGCCACUUCGUGGCUGCCUUCGGUGCUGGGUUCUGCGCCACGGUGGUGGCAUCACCAGUAGAUGUGGUGAAGACACGGUACAUGAACGCCAGCCCUGGGCAGUACCAGAAUGCCCUGAGCUGCCUCCUGGCUCUGCUCAAGCAGGAUGGCCUCGCCGGCCUCUACAAGGGAUUCAUCCCAUCCUUUCUGCGGUUGGGCUCCUGGAAUGUGGUCAUGUUCGUGUCCUAUGAGCAACUGCAGCGCGCGGCAGUGCUGGUACGGCCAGCCCUGGCCUGACCCCACUCUGGACCCUCUCACCAUCCCAGAGAGGCUCAGCAUCAAUUAUAUUAAUUGUGGAGACGCCGGGGAGCAGCAAUGCCACUUCUGGAGAGACAGAAGGAGAAACGACGCUGUUUGAGGAGAAUUAUGGGAGAGUAGAAGUUUCCAGAGAGGGGUUUUAGGAAGUAAGAAAAGAAAUGUUUCUAGGUUUUCCAGCUGGGAAGAGCAGCGCUUCCCAGGGGCAGCAGUGCAGGCAGGUGGGACCAAACUGAGAGAUGGGGGCUGUGGCAAUUCCUGUUAUUCCUUAUCGGCACUUCCAAUAAACCACCCCUAUGGGGUCUGAUCAAGCUGA
Manacus vitellinus (golden-collared manakin) is the source of this 1303-nucleotide messenger RNA. RefSeq names its product uncoupling protein 3 (gene UCP3). Gene Ontology annotation, biological process: mitochondrial transport; adaptive thermogenesis; mitochondrial transmembrane transport. Bases 46 to 969 code for a protein of 307 amino acids. The transcript has 7 exons. Gene Ontology annotation, cellular component: mitochondrial membrane. Gene Ontology annotation, molecular function: oxidative phosphorylation uncoupler activity. NCBI's taxonomy places the organism in Eukaryota, Metazoa, Chordata, Aves, Passeriformes, Pipridae. The record is from RefSeq and is a predicted model, not a curated record.